Molecule: messenger RNA, 1380 nt
Organism: Elephantulus edwardii (Cape elephant shrew)
Lineage: Eukaryota; Metazoa; Chordata; Mammalia; Macroscelidea; Macroscelididae
Exons: 9
Coding region: 1-1380 (459 amino acids)
Biological process (GO): cardiac muscle cell action potential involved in contraction; regulation of sodium ion transmembrane transporter activity; regulation of ventricular cardiac muscle cell membrane repolarization
Cellular component (GO): membrane; voltage-gated sodium channel complex
Molecular function (GO): transmembrane transporter binding; sodium channel regulator activity
Source: RefSeq, a predicted model, not a curated record
AUGUCUGGGACUCACCCCAUCUCUGAGCUGCAGCGAGGGAACAGCCGGCUGCUCCUGGAAGUGGGCACACACCCCUCUCCUGCUCAGGACUAUCCGUCCUGCUGCAAGCAGCCGAAGCAACCCGCGGAGCUGACUGCGGGGGCAGCAGGCGGUUGGCGCGGGGCCCCGAGGCCUCUGGGAGAUGCGGCUGCAGUGGGCAACACCGCACACGCCCACCGGCUGCAGCAGCGCUCGCUGCGGCUGUUCAACUCGGCGCCUGGGAUGCUGCGGGCUGCUGCGGACCUGCUCUGCAGUGCCGAGCCGCAGCAGCUCAGCCCAGGCGGGAGUCGGAGCCGGGAGUCUGGAGCCGGGGUAUUCCCGCGGCUCGGGGACCACGAGGCGGUGCGCGCCGCGCCGGCUCCUCCUCCCUGCCCUCCCGCCGCGGUUCCCGCAGCCGGCUCCAGGCGCCGGACGCGCCUCCCCUCGGCGCCCUCCUCCCUCGCUCUUUCCCCGCUAACUUUCCGGAGCCCCAACCCGCGGCGCAGUGCUCUUGGCGGCUCCAGGGCGGAGAGCACCGCUGUCCCGUCCGCAGACCUCAGCGUGCUCGGGAGAAAACAGGAUGAUGCCAGGGGCCAGGGUCCGUGGCGAAGCCCAGGCGAGAUGGCUGGGCACUGGGCUUUUGGGAGCUGGGUGCCCGUUCGCUCCCCUGCUGAGAAUUUGCAGUGUCACCUCAGAUACACUGAACCAGAAUCUAUAUUUAGCAGCGGGAUCUGUCUCUUCCUGCUGCUCCCUGUGGCCCUGUCGUUGGAGGUGUCUGUGGGAAAGGCUGCCACCAUCUACGCUGUCAAUGGCACCAGCAUCCUGCUUCCCUGCACUUUUUCCAGCUGCUUUGGCUUCGAGAACCUUCGCUUUUGGUGGUCCUACAACAGCAGCGAUACAUUCAAGAUUCUUAUAGAUGGGACUGUGAAGAAUGAAAAGUCUGAUCCCAAGGUGAAGUUGAAAGACAAUGAUCGAAUCACUCUGGAGGGCUCCACCAAGGAGAAGGUGAACAACAUUUCCAUUCUGCUGGACAGCCUGGAAUUCAGCGACACUGGCAAAUAUACCUGUCAUGUGCGGAACCCCAAGGAACAAAAUCUAGAGCACCAGGCCACCAUCUUCCUCCAAGUCGUUGACAAAUUGGAGGAAGUGGACAACACGGUGACACUCAUCAUCCUGGCAGUCGUAGGCGGGGUCAUUGGGCUCCUGGUCUUUGUCCUGCUGCUCAAGAAGUUCAUCACCUUCAUCCUCAAGAAGACUCGGGAGAAGAAGAAGGAAUGCCUUGUGAGUUCCUCAGGGAAUGAUAAUACAGAGAAUGGGUUGCCUGGCUCCAAGGCAGAGGAGAAACCACCCACAAAAGUGUGA